AUGCCACAUGGUGUUACGGAAACGGCUUCAAAUCCAGCCGGGGCAUGUCAUCGACCAGUACAACCACCUCCACCCCCUCCGCGCGUCAGUUCAUCAUUGACUGCAUGCCUCUUGGAGGAUCAGACAAAAACGAACGGACAUUCGGCUUUACCUCGAUCCGUUGGGGUCGAAUUUACUUCAAAUGGUGCUGGCUUGUCCUCUAGACCACUUUCGGAGACUUUGAUUUCCCUAUCCGACCUCCCACCCGUAGGAUUUCCCGAUACACCCGGUGCGCGCAAUGCGUCACAAUCUUCCUUGAUUGAACGAACGAAACAACCUUCAAUAAGUGGUUCCCGUCCACAAUCCCAGCACUCUUAUGAUAUGGCCGACCACAGGAGUUGUGGUAUCUUGGUUACUCCAACAAGUGCGGUUGCAGACACUCCCCACUCCGUAGCUGAACAUCCGAUAAAUACCUCGGCGGUAACUACCGCGUCUUCAUCCACCACCGGCUGUUCGACAACAACCUCUGAAUCCACCCGUUCAGGAUCUGGGUCUGGGCAUAGUUUACCGGGUUCACGCCGAAGCGGUGCUUUGGGUUCAGGAAACGCUGCUGAAAGCCGAUCCAUUGGAAGUGGUGGGAGUUAUCCGAAUUCGAGCCGAUAUUCUCUAUCCCGUUUACCACUACCUCCGGAAGUUACUGAUCCAGCUCUCACGGGUCCGCAUCCACCUGUACCAAUAUUGGGCUCGUUGGAUGAGUCGGCUGAGUUGUCUCAGGCACCGUGGUAUCAGCCACAUGUACCUCGUGAAGUGGCUUUAGAGAUCCUCUCUAGACAACCGCCGGGUAGCUUCGUGAUUCGUGACAGUGGUAGUCAUGCAAAUUGCUACGCACUUUCGGUUCGGUUCGGUGAAGGUGCAGGUCGAUGUAGUGUAUCUGGUCCGGUACCUAGCGUCACUCGUCUGAGUAUGUCUCACGGUUGCCCCGCGUCUGCGACCAGCCCAGCCUAUCCAUUCGCCGGAACCGGGAUCAGUCAUUUUCUUAUUCAGCGUACAGCGCGAGGUGGUGUCCGGUUAAAGGUUUCAUCAUGCUUUCCCGUCGAAUUCUAUCAGUAUUAUCGUUUUGACACUUACGACUAUCUGGUUGUUUUUACUUGCACUCUGCCGCCUAAUUCGUGCACAACAGACACGCAGUUCUAG
This is a messenger RNA of Echinostoma caproni, 1173 nucleotides long. NCBI's taxonomy places the organism in Eukaryota, Metazoa, Platyhelminthes, Trematoda, Plagiorchiida, Echinostomatidae. The record is from the annotation of a GenBank genome assembly.